UCCCGACAGGUAUAAAAUGCCACGCAUCACUUCAAUCGACACUUGAUCACUGAGAUCUCUCGUCCACGCGUCCAACUUUGCAGCAAUGGCGUUUUCGACUUCACUUUUGGUUCUGGCCACGGUUUGCUGUUUCGUCGUGAAUGCAGCCGAAGAGAAUCUGUUACCCGUUCCUUCCGGGACCAGCCAUCGCCAAUCCAGGCAAAUGUUCGUCAUGCCUCCGCCGCUAUUUAAUUAUUUCAAUCCCUAUGGGUCUCAGAUGAUGGUGCCAGCAGCACAAGGCGGCUAUGAAUCGGAAAUAGAAGAAAGGCAGAAUCCAGCUCCGGAAAUUACUAUAGCGCCAUCAGCUACAUCGUGCCUCGCUAACUCCCCCACCGCCAGCAAUUGUAUAUUGGCAUCCAGCGCGGCGAGAGGAUCUCUUAAGGUUACGUUUAGUGCAAAUUCCCAAGGUGUUUUUUUGUCGAUCGGGCCGAGCAAGUAUUAUUUUAGAAAAGUGAAAGUCACCUGCGAUACCCUCACGAAUGUUAAAGUCUUCACGAAAACCACCGAAUUAUCAGCAACGGUUAAGGAAGCGCUUGAAGAUAAACCAAUCGUGUUGGUUGCGAUUUCCAACGCGGCCAACGGCGCGACCGGCGUAUUGCAAUGCAAAUGGACCUCACAAUAAUCACUCGACGUGCUCUACAGCAAGUACACAACAGACCUGCUUAAUGCUUAUACUUAUAUCUUUGCAUAGUUUUUAGCUUCGCUUGUUGUAUGUUAUCGAAAUCAAGAGCUCAAACAACCAUUUAAUGUUGCCGUAGCUCUCGAUAUCGACGGGGCUUAUUUAAUUUUACACUGAAGUUCAAAUGUCGAUGUAAUAUUUAAAAAGAGUAGAAGAAUACAUUGA
Molecule: messenger RNA, 883 nt
Organism: Daphnia pulicaria
Lineage: Eukaryota; Metazoa; Arthropoda; Branchiopoda; Diplostraca; Daphniidae
Exons: 5
Coding region: 86-661 (191 amino acids)
Source: RefSeq, a predicted model, not a curated record